Harmonia axyridis is the source of this 1403-nucleotide messenger RNA. RefSeq lists its product as uncharacterized. Gene Ontology annotation, cellular component: transcription regulator complex; nucleus. The coding region runs from base 315 to 1325 and encodes 336 amino acids. Gene Ontology annotation, biological process: regulation of transcription by RNA polymerase II. The transcript is spliced from 2 exons. Lineage: Eukaryota; Metazoa; Arthropoda; Insecta; Coleoptera; Coccinellidae. The record is from RefSeq and is a predicted model, not a curated record.
CGCUAAGAGCCCGUUCCCACUUAUCCGAUCAGUCUAUUUUCCCGGUCCGUCUAAAUAGACGGAUGUGCCAGUGGCAGUACAAUUUGUGAACAGCUCCAUAGGAGCUGUUCACAUUAUGACUGAUCCGGGAAUAAAGACUGAUCCGAUUUAUUUGACGGACAUUUUGCCACUGCGAUGAUCAGUCAAAACGCCCGGAUCGGAUGAGUGUGAACGAACGUUCCGUCAAGACCAUAGAUGAAUCUAUGGUCAAGACUGAAGACGAGCCCGCUCUUUCUCGCGUCGCUAGUCUCAUUAGUUGUUAGUGCUAGUGGAAAAUGGACGUGGACGCUUGCGCGUUAAUAUCGCUAGUCGAAAAUAAACCCGUAUUGUGGGAUAAAACUUUGGACGAUUACAAAUUAACUAAUCGACGAUUAGAAGCAUGGCGUGAAAUUUGCUUAAUAUUAAAUCCUGAAUUCGAGAAAUUGGACGAAAAGGAAAGAAAAAAAUAUGGAAAAUCUGUAUCUGAUAAAUGGAACAACAUUCGAGACACAUGGCGAAAAUCGAUGAAAAAUAAGAAAGAUGAAAAAAAAUCUGGAUCUGCUGCCAAAAAGUCUCGACGUUAUAUACACGAAGAACAGUUGAUGUUUUUAAAGAAGGUUUAUGAGCCAAGAUCAACCCAAGAGUCUAUUCAAAACUGCGAUGAAGGAAAUGUACAAAGUGGUCCUAGUAAUGCAACUGAGUUUCGUAAACCUUCGAUUCCCAAAAGCACGAAGAGCACAACAGACGUCGAUGAAAAGAUAUCUAAGUUCCUGGACUCUAGGAUGACACAACAAAAAGAAAAUCCAAAUUUACUUUUUUUCAAGGGUGUAUUACCCGCCGUCGAUUCUUUCACAAUGGAUGAAACUUUAGAGUUCCAAGCAGGAGUUUUAGCUCUAAUACAAAAAAUCAAAGGCCGAAAUAGAGUUGGUUUCCAAAGAUAUGAUUAUCAAACUGAAUGGCAAGAUCCAUAUCGUGGAUACCAUACACAACCUCUUCAGCAGCUGGCAGCGUUCGUACAUUCACCAUCACCAACCUCUCAGUCAUCGUAUCAUUCUCAACCAUCUCCUGCAGCGACAAGUGCAUUACAAUCUAUUCAGCAAACGACAGCGUUCGUACAUUCACCAUCACCAACCUCUCAGUCAUCGUAUCAUUCUCAACCAUCUCCUGCAGCGACAAGUGCAUUACAAUCUAUUCAGCAAACGGCAGCGUUCGUACAUUCACCAUCACCAACCUCUCAGUCAUCGUAUCAUUCUCAACAAUCUUCAGCAGCAUCAAGUGUAUCAAAUUAUGAUUUUGAGGAAUUUUAGUCAUUAUAUCUUAAUCAAGAGUACUAAAGCAAAAGCUCUCAUGUGACUGUUUUCCAUAAAAAUAUUUCAAUAAUUACA